UUUUUCAUCAUAAAUUCUUCUAUCUUAUUUUUGGUUUUAAAUUCAAAUAAAAUAAAAAAAUAAAAAAAUGGGGAACAGUCUGGGAGGAAAAAAAACAACAAAAGUGAUGAAAAUCGAUGGACAAACGAUGAAAUUCAAAACACCAAUUUAUGCAAACGAGGUUCUGAAAAAUUAUCCAUCGAUGGUAUUAUUAGAAUCGGAAGAAGUAAAGCAUUUCGGGGUUCGAGCAAAGCCAUUAGAGCCUCAACAAGAGUUAAAGUCCAAAAGGCUUUAUUUUCUCGUUGAAUUGCCUAAAUUCCCCGAAGAGAAUAACAGAAGCACGAGGAGGGUCCGAUCCGCCAUCCAAAUGAGCGCCAAGGAUCGGCUCGAGACGCUAAUGCUAGCAAGGAGAUCCGCGUCUGACUUGUCAAUCAUGAAGCCUGCUAGUAUUGUAACUGAAGAGUGCUCGUCUUAUCAUAAUAAUAACAACAACAAUAAUAAUAACUCCACGCUCAAUAGUGGUGGGCCGUCCCAGGCCCACCCUACGAGGCUGAAGUUGAGGUUGUCGAAAGCAGAGGUGGAGAAAUUGAUGAUGGAGAGCAAAGAUGAGAAUGAAGUUGCUGAGAAAAUUAUGAAACUUUGCAUGAAUAACAACAAUGGUGGAAGUGGUCCUUUGAUGGAACAACAAAAUCAUAAUAAUGGAGGAGUAGUAAAGAAAGGACUCAAAUCUAGAGAGAAACGAGUAGGAUUCUUGCCAAUAACAGAAGGGGAGAUUCAAUUAGCAGUGGCAGCUUCUUAAACAAAAAAUAGAAUUUAGAAAAGAAAAAAAAACAUUUUAUAGAAAAUAAUAUAGAUUGUCUGUGUAAAUAACUUUUUAUAUAAUAUUCUGCUUUGUAUUCUGUAUGAUGUAAGAUUCGUGUAAGGUACUGUCAUUUGUGUUCCUUAUUCUGACUA
This is a messenger RNA of Solanum dulcamara, 933 nucleotides long. RefSeq lists its product as uncharacterized. The record is from RefSeq and is a predicted model, not a curated record. Bases 68 to 778 code for a protein of 236 amino acids. Lineage: Eukaryota; Viridiplantae; Streptophyta; Magnoliopsida; Solanales; Solanaceae. The transcript has 2 exons.